ACUCCCUUUUAUUCGUUUAAUCUUUUUUCCAAACAAAUCCCAUAAAUUAUUAACUUAAGAUUUAACAGUUUUCGUAAUGGAGAUGUAUCCAAGUAGCAGCAACGAUUCCGAUUUAGCCAUUUUGGACUCAAUUCGGCGGCAUUUACUGGGUGACUCAUCGGACUUCCGAUUCGAUGCUUCUACCGAUUGUACCGCCGCCGCCGCCGUUCCUCCCAUGUUCUGCAGGAGCUCGAGCUUCAGCCGCUUGUACCCUUGCUUGACUGAAACCUGGGGUGACCUCCCUCUUCAAGAGAACGAUUCCGAGGACAUGCUCGUUUUCGGGUUCCUCCGAGAUGCUUUAACCGUCGGCUGGGCCCCCUCCGACAACUCUUCAAUGAAUUUCCCGCCGGUUAAACCGGAGCCCCAAGAGAUUUUAGUCGAGAGGAAAGUGGAUACGGCUGUUCCCGCCUUGGUUCAGCCCAAAGCGAGACAUUACAGGGGAGUCCGGCAGAGACCGUGGGGGAAGUUCGCGGCUGAGAUAAGAGACCCGGCUAAAAACGGGGCCCGGGUUUGGUUAGGUACUUUCGAGACGGCUGAGGACGCGGCUUUGGCUUAUGAUAAAGCGGCUUAUAGGAUGCGCGGGUCGAGGGCUUUGUUGAAUUUUCCACUGAGGGUGAAUUCCGGGGAGCCUGACCCGGUGAGGGUAACGUCAAAGAGGUCAUCGCCGGAGCCGUCUAAUUCUUCUUCCUCCGGCUCGCCGAAGAGGAGGAGAAAAGUGGCAGCGUCGGCGUCGGCCCAAGCCGAAGUUAAGUAUGAAGUUGGAUCGUGUAAAAAUGAGAAUCAGCUAUUAAUCAGUUAUAGAUGACGUUGUAGUUGAUUU
Molecule: messenger RNA, 859 nt
Organism: Hibiscus syriacus
Lineage: Eukaryota; Viridiplantae; Streptophyta; Magnoliopsida; Malvales; Malvaceae
Product: ethylene-responsive transcription factor 1A-like
Exons: 1
Coding region: 77-844 (255 amino acids)
Biological process (GO): regulation of DNA-templated transcription; ethylene-activated signaling pathway
Molecular function (GO): DNA binding; DNA-binding transcription factor activity
Source: RefSeq, a predicted model, not a curated record